This is a messenger RNA of Laccaria bicolor S238N-H82, 1698 nucleotides long. RefSeq names its product aspartic peptidase A1. Lineage: Eukaryota; Fungi; Basidiomycota; Agaricomycetes; Agaricales; Hydnangiaceae. The transcript is spliced from 13 exons. The coding region runs from base 1 to 1698 and encodes 565 amino acids. Gene Ontology annotation, biological process: proteolysis. The record is from RefSeq and is a predicted model, not a curated record. Gene Ontology annotation, molecular function: aspartic-type endopeptidase activity.
AUGAGGCGUUUAUACGUUUUGCUCCUGCAACUCGUUGCUUUCUCUAAUUUCGUGCGCGCGACAACGGAGGUCUAUGCAGGAUUGAGGCAUAGAUUAACACCCCGCUCGAACCCGAUCACCAUUCCUAUUCAUGUACAAUAUUCUCGAGAGAUUGGUGACAACGGAACAGUUGGUGCUGGGUGGGCUGAGGUAGCAUCGUCUCAAGACCGGCAGUCCUAUUUUGCUAUCAUUAAAGCGGGGGCUAUCAGUUUCAAGGUCGCUCUUGAUACUGCGUCUUCGGACCUGUGGCUUGUCUCAUCUGCAUGCAAUACUGAUACAUGCAGACCGGUCCCUCGGUAUCCGCUAUCGUACCAAAGCCCCACGUUCCUUCAAGUGAACAAUAAUAUGACUAGCUUCAACGCUAGCUAUGCGGACGGUACAUUUGCGUCUGGUUUCCUUGCGAGGGAGAGCAUCGAGUUAGCAAACCUUACUGUUCCUAAUCAACCUUUUGGUAUGGUCACUAAUUCGAAUGUUUCAUUGACCGAUAAAGCAAGUGGUAUCAUGGGCCUUGGUUUUCCACGUUUGUCCUCCAUUUCUAACUCGACUAUCAACUCUACGUCAUUUUUUGCCAAUUUGUCUCAGCAAGGCCUCCUAGAAUACCCUCUAUUUGCUUUCAGCUUGACGCGGAAUCUUAGCGGCGCAGUUGACGCAUCGGUGGUAGUCAAUGCAAGUCAAAUCGGUUGGAAUAAAGUGGCACCCUUUCCGCCAUUUGGUUCCGAGAACAACAUUUCCAGUUAUUUUCAAUGGGCAAUCCCAUUAUCUGGCUUCUCUGUCAAUGGCACUCAAGUCGCCCCUCAACCUACAUACCCAGAAAUACGUGAAAGCUCACUGGCUCUAUUCGAUAUUGGAACGUCGGGGAUCUAUGGGCCUUAUCAAGAUGUCACCCGCCUGUAUUCGCUUAUAAACGGUGCACGUCUAGUGGAUUCUAGUGGCCAGUGGGCGAUCCCAUGUAAUACUCUUGCCCCGAUUUCUUUUUCAUUUGGAUCACGGAAUUAUACCUUACAACCUUCCGAUUAUAUGAUCGGACCAACGACUGGCAACCCAGACCUUUGCCUUUCAUGGCCGAGGGCUCUCCCUCCCAGCUCGGAUGGAAUCGACUGGCAAAUGGGAUCGCCUUUUCUGCGAACCGUGUACUCGAUAUUUAGUUUUGGCAUAAAUAACCAAGAGCCUCCCCUCAUUGGUCUAUACCCGCUGCAGCAACCCUCUAAUUCCACAAAUACCACGCAGUCAUCGAAUAUCAUUUCAUCCAUCUUCUCCGCCAACUCUGCUACCGUAACUACGACGCUACCGAAUGUCCUUCUUGCCACACCAACAUACUCUACCCCACCCUACGCGCUCAAUUCAUCCUUAAGCGCACCCAUUGGGGUCAUUGUGUCCUCUGGUCUCGCGACCAGCACCUAUAGCGCGCUAUUUGGCCAACAAACCUCCCUUCUCAACACCUCGGCGUUGCCAACUAUCUCACCAACACCAACUGUAUUUACUUAUGUUCUGACGGAUGCUGUGGGACUAGUGACGACUUCGGUCUCCACUCGUGUGGCUGCAAUUACUCUCGGGCUCCCACCUGGUUGGAGUGCAGCAUCGUCACUUCAAAGUUCUUUUUCUAUGACCAUACUUGGGACACUUGUCGCGUUUUUAUGGACGUUGCACACUAUUUUAUGA